AUGGCCAUCGCCCGUAACUUACAAGAUAUCCUUUUUAUGAUCAUUAAACAUAUGGAAUUGCAUACAAAUCCAAGUAUUAAAAAAAGUAAAGAUAUUAAACGGGGAGCCGAGACAAUAUUCGAAGAUUCCAAAAUCAGCAUGUAUUGCGAAACUAUGAUGCACUUAUUCAAAGGAAAUGUUGGUUCAGGAAUAUUUGCUCUUGGAGAUGCAUUUAGAAAUGCCGGAUUGUUUCUGGGUCCACCACUCACGAUAUUUCUCGGCAUCAUCUGUGUACACGCGCAACAUAUCCUCAUUGAAUGUAACGAUGAGGCAUGUAAACAUGUGGGUAAUAAUGUUAAGACAGAUAGUAUUGGAUAUGCCGGAACCGUCGAAUUAUGUUUUGAAAUAGGUCCACAGCGAUUACGAAAGUUUUCCGGACUAAUGAGAAAGAUAGUGAACCUAUUUAUAUGUGUAACGCAGUUUGGUUUUUGCUGCGUCUACUUUGUCUUCAUAUCAACAAACAUGUUGCAGGUUUUAGACCAGUAUGGAUUCCAUUUAAGCGUCCACUGGCACAUGGCCAUUGCUUUGCUUCCGAUAAUGAUGAGCACGUGGAUAAGAAACCUUAAGUACCUGGCUCCAGUUUCUUCUAUUGCUAAUUUAUUGGUAGUCGCUGGAUAUGUCGCGACCGUUUACAUUAUGAGUUACAACUUACCGCCAGUAAGCGAGCGUCAUUAUGUCGCCGACUACCAAUCAAUUCCUCUCUUCUUUGGCACUGUUAUCUAUUCAUUUGAAGCUAUUACGCUGGUGCUGCCGCUUAAAAAUGAAAUGAAAAAUCCACGGAAGUUUAGCAGUCCUCUAGGUGUCCUUAAUGUUGGUAUGGUAUUUGUCGCUGGAAUGUUCGUAACAAUGGGAUUCCUGGCGUAUCUUCAGUAUGGUGACAAAAUAGAGGGAUCUGUUACGCUUAAUCUUAAUUCUGAAGAAAUAUUGCCACAAUGUAUUAAAGUCGCUAUAUCUUUAAGCAUUAUGUUUACGUAUGCAUUGCAAUUUUACGUGCCCGUAGCAAUUAUGUGGCCGGAAAUAUUAAGAAGAUAUGGUCCAUUCCGUCAUCCAGUUAUCGUAGAAACUUGCUUCCGAUCAGCACUUUGUUUGGGAACAUUUAUACUUGCCGAAGCAAUUCCAAACCUUGGUCUCUUUAUAUCACUAGUCGGUGCAUUGAGCAGCACGGCGUUAGCAUUACUAUUUCCGCCAAUUAUUGAAAUAGUAGUACGCUCACAAAAUAAUACUCUUAGAUUUCUUGGAUUUAUAACUGGUACAUAUGAAAGUAUAACAGCUAUCAUAAAAGCAUUUAGUAAAAAAGAUUAG
Cotesia congregata is the source of this 1341-nucleotide messenger RNA. NCBI's taxonomy places the organism in Eukaryota, Metazoa, Arthropoda, Insecta, Hymenoptera, Braconidae. The record is from the annotation of a GenBank genome assembly.